GAGAAUUUUCUGUGGUGAAUAUAGUUUGCCAAACGAGAUAUUGGGCACUGCAUAACCAUCAAUAAAUAUGGAUAUGACAAAUAGAAUGAUACGGGAAAGAAAACAACAAAUAUUCAAUUUAUAAUAUGCAAAAUUUAAAAAGAUCAGUCUCAACAUGGAUUCUCAUGGAUGCAAUUGCAAAAAUAUAACAAUUACAGAAGGAAUUUUUGGAGAAAUCUGGGUUGAUAAUAAUGAAGGUCCAAUGCUUGUCAAUCCUGUACCAAAAAUAAUAAAAUCAUACACUAUCACAAAUGAUAAUCGAAUGGAAGUUGUCAUCAUUACCUGGGGUGCUACAAUUAUAUGUUUAAAAUGUCCAGACAAAUAUGGACAUUCUGCUGAUAUUGUUCUUGGAUUUGAUAAUCUGAAAGAAUACAUGAAUCCUGUGACAAAUCCAUUUAUUGGAUGUAUACUAGGUAGAUGUGCAAAUCGUAUUAAAAAUGGUCAUAUUACUAUUAGAAACAGGGAUUAUCAAUUAAGCAGAAAUGAUUAUAAUGGAACACAUCAUUUACAUGGAGGAGUAAAUGGAUUUGGACGUAAAAUUUGGGAUUCAUACAUUAGUGGAUGUGCAGUUGUCAUGAGUUAUUUAAGCCCAGAUGGAGAAGAAGGCUAUCCAGGUGCUGUGUUAACUACAGUAAGAUUCAAAUUAACUGCAGAUAAUAAGUUGGAUAUAUGUAUGCGAGCAACAACAUCCAAACCAACAGUUGUGAAUUUGUCAUAUGGUUCAAUGUUUAAUUUAGCUGGGCAUGAUGCAGGAGAAACAGAAUUGAGAAAACAUAAAAUAUUAUUUAAUUGUGAUCAAUGGACAUUUGCAGAUUAUAUAGAUCCUGUUCCAACAGGUGCAAUUCGUAGUGUAGGUGGAACAGUAAUGGACUUUAGAAUACCACGAUGUUUAGGAGAAUACUUGGAGAAGGUACCAUCUGGAGAUGGUUAUGACCAUAAUUUUUGUGUUACAAAAAAUGGACAAUCUGGAAGUUUAUUUGUUGCAAAAGCAUGGCAUGUGAAAACUGGACGUGUUUUAGAAAUCUACUCUAAUCAAUGUGGAGUACAGUUUUAUACUGGUGGUCAUAUACCGCCUACAAUUUCACAGAUAUCUGAUAGUACAGACUUAUUAGAAGAUGAAGAGAAAGAAGAGGUAGAGGGAAGUAUUAAAAGUUAUAUGAAUGACACUGAAGACGAAGAAGAAAUAAAAAUUGAAAAAUCAUGGAAAGGAAUAAUUACCAAACCAAAAAAGUUAGAAUUUAUUUUAGGAAAACAAGGAGCCCAUUACAAAAAAUACUGUGGUUUUACUAUUCAACCACAGAAUUAUCCUGAUGCAAUACAUCAUGUAAGUACAUUACUUAAAUACAAAUGUUAAACAUAAUAAUUAAAAUUUUUAAAAUAAAAAAAUAUUAAAAAAAUAUAUGUAAUGAAUUCUUUCAGUCACAUUUUCCAUGUUCCAUAUUGUACCCUGGUCAAGUUUACUGUCACGAUUUGACAUACAAAUUUAAAGUACAACUUGCAAAUUUUAUGUAAUAAAUUUAUAUAUUUCAUUAUACUACAUUAUGAAGCAGCAUUUUAUAAGUAAAGCUGUUUGAAUUCGAGUAUGAUUUUUAAUUAUUUUUUAUUGCAUUCAUUUCGUUUUCUAGUAAAAAAUUUAGCUAUAGUACCGAUCAUGCUACCAAAGGUAUUAUGAGUGAUUACGGUACGUUGAAUCCAAUGUGGAAGCGCUUUAGUUUUUUGGGAAUAUCGUUUAUCAAAUAAAACAACUGAUGAAUAAUCAUUAAUAUGUCGGAUGGCUCGUCCAAUACAUUGAUUCACUGCUUUCAUACAAGCAUUCUCAUAGAAGUUUUGUCCAGCAUUUGAUUUCUAGUAAACAGAAAAAAUAAGGAUUUGAAAUUAUCUACAUUACAUUUUACUAUAAAAAGAAUAGGUACAUACAAUGUUUUCAUUUAAAUAUUUCAUUUUCUCUUGUAGUUCCAGUGAUUUAACAUUCGGGUACGGCAUUCCUAUAAUUAUAAUACAUCUACCCAAAUCAUCAGAAAAAUUUAAACCUUCGCUUAGUUUACCACCUACUACACUAAAUAAUAAUGAUCCGUUUUGUGGACUUUGUGGCUUUUUAAUAUGGUGCGAAUACUGUUCCAAAAUUUCAUUUGCCUGUAAAAUUUAUAAUUUAUACAAAAGUUUAACAACAAUUUGCUACAAUUAUAUAAAUGAAAAAAAUACUUGAGAAGCUAAUUUGGGUUCUCGAAAAACACAUUUCUUUGAAGAAAUUUUCGCUAUAAUACCAGAUUUAUCUAAGUGUUUGUACAGCAGUUCUUCAAAAUUAUAAGAAGGUAAAAAUACUACAAUUCCAGCUGGUACAAUAUUACAUAUAUUUACUAAUGCUCUGCCCAGUU
Molecule: messenger RNA, 2414 nt
Organism: Nomia melanderi (Alkali bee)
Lineage: Eukaryota; Metazoa; Arthropoda; Insecta; Hymenoptera; Halictidae
Source: RefSeq, a predicted model, not a curated record